This is a messenger RNA of Lentinula edodes (shiitake mushroom), 4362 nucleotides long. RefSeq lists its product as uncharacterized. Gene Ontology annotation, molecular function: guanyl-nucleotide exchange factor activity. Gene Ontology annotation, biological process: intracellular signal transduction. The transcript is spliced from 8 exons. The record is from RefSeq and is a predicted model, not a curated record. Bases 1 to 4362 code for a protein of 1453 amino acids. Lineage: Eukaryota; Fungi; Basidiomycota; Agaricomycetes; Agaricales; Omphalotaceae.
AUGUUGACCUCUUACCACCACUAUCAACCUGCAGAAGGACUACGGAGCGGCCGGUCACGGGUACCUGUACCACCAGAGCCUCCAAGUCGAAAUCCGCUGCUUCGUUCAGCUUCAGCUGGAGGGCCUUUAUUUCGCUCAGAUUCUCUUCGUUCACAUUCCUUUUCGCGCCCAACCAAAUCAAUGCACGCUCAACUUCCUGAUCCAUCUACUUACCCGGACCCAUAUCCUUCUCGCAAUACUCCAUACGCAGUCUCAUCAGCAGAAUCUUCUACUGCUUCGACUCGUUCUUCAGCUUAUACCAGCUUCGGUAGCACUAUCAAUGACCUAGCACAUGUACAUAUCCUAGAGUCUGAUGAUCUAGUCGGCCUUGGGAUCACCUCUGACUCUGUUGUCCAACUUCUCGGUGGUGAUACAGUCCCUGGUCAAUCUAGAGCACCUAUAGACCAGACUAGGUGGUCAGACCUGUACUCUUCAGGUGCUCGGUCGCGAUCUUCAUCUGUUGCCAGCAAUCAUCCCGUCGAACACGCCCCUCCAAAGCUCAGAGAACAAUCCAGUUAUGACAUGAGUUGGAGUACUGUUGAUGAACGCGACGAGGUGGGAAUAAGUGAAGACGAGACUGAUGAUGAUCACCUCCUCACUGAAGACGAUUUUGAUGACGAGUUGGGAGAGGAAGAACGGACGUCCGCUGUCAUCGUCGCUGAAGAAGGACGUGGAUUGAUCGUGCAAGCAAAUAACAUGCCUGUUCCUCAGUUGCAGGUUCAAUCUGGGACUACACAUCUCCUCAUCGGCUCAUCUACCACGCCAAACGCGAUGCCCUCUUUUCUGACUAGCACUAUUCCUCAAAUAUCCAUAUCUCUUUUGGCCCUAGAUAUCUCUGCAAAUUUUCUUGGCGCUUUGCCACCUGUGCUUGCGCUGUGCCACAGUCUAGAAGAGCUGAACAUUGCAUCUAACCCACUCCGGGUAUUGCCCGUCUUUUUGGCCGACUUGACCAAUCUUCGGGUCCUCAUCGCGGACGCCACCGGCAUUGCAACUUUGCCCGACCCGCUGGCUGAUUUGGAUAAGCUACACACAAUUAGCGUUCGAAGAAAUAAGAUGCACGCGCUUCCCAGCUGGCUCUGUCUUCUUCCUGCUCUGCAGGCUCUUUAUGUCGACGGAAAUCCUUUUCAAGGUCCUUGGAAUGCUCUCGUCGAACCUCUGCUGGCUAGGAUACCAAUGACUCCCGUGUAUCCACUUUCCACACCCACCUUUCCGCUUCCAUCUUCAAGUGCUCAGAGUUCAUCUUUUGACACUUCCGAUAUUGAUCCGGACGAGCUAAGUGAACCCCCGAGCUCUGCUCAAAACGACAAUCGGUUUGCCUUACGUGGAGAUGAUUCGGAGGACCAUACCAUUACCCCUGACAAGGCACCACUUUUAGCUAGAAGGAUGCCUUCACAAGUCGAGAGCGUCAACUCACAGAGUACUAGCCAAUCCUCGCGCAUUUCCUCUCGCGCGUUGCGGAAUCAACCUCAGCAACUUUCGCCUCGUCCAUUGACUCGGACCCGUACUACGCCUAAUCGGUCCUAUUAUCAGAAUCGAGGGAACAAAAGUCCAAUAUCUCCUAAUCACCCCCCUUCCAAUACCAGUUCUACAAUGCCAAGCCCGCUUCCUUCCACAAUCGAUUCACAUCAUUCCGAAGAUUCAGGGUAUUUUGGUGACCAUGAGAUUCGGAAGAUGAAGAGUGCAGGGGAUCUAAGGAGAGGAAGGUCUGCAACUGCUGGCUUGGAACCCUCGCCUCCAGAGAGACCUACGCUGUCGCACUACGCCACAACGUCUCGUUCUAGCUCUAACUUGUUGAAUACGGGCUCACCUGGCCGAUCUUUGACUGACUCAGAGAGACCCGGUAUGCCAAAACGUUUUGCGAGUUUAGGCGCAGCUACGACAUUAUCAACACCUGAGCCAGUGCAACGGCCUAACAAAUCCUCUCGCCCGGCUCUCACCAACUCCAUUUGGGAUGAUAUAUCGGAAACGGACGAUUCAGUGGGAGGCUCGCCCUCAUCGAAUCGCGGUUCGCAAGCCACACUCCCUGCUCGUACCUCUCCCCCAUCAAGAUCAUCCGGCACGGGAAAGGAAGGCCUUGAUAGCAAGACGCCCAGUCGGUCACGGAAAGAUGGGAAAGAGAAGGGCAGCAGAUGGGGUUUCUUUAAAAAGAUGUCGAUGGGAAAGAUGAGGCCUGAUAUUCCGCCUUCUAGGCCAGGAACAAGCAAUGGCCCUUUGAGUCCGGGCUCAGGAAUAAAUACUACCUCCCGACCACAGUUGAGGAAUGGUAAUGGCGUUAUCGGUAGUCCUGAACGGUCAAACCAGUUGCCCCAGAUCGACAUGAGAAUAUCGACGACUGGAGCUCUGGACGUCAUGACGAGACAUUUACCGACUGUGGUCGCUCCGGAGAUCGAACAGGUGGCAGAGGAUGAGGAUGAGCCACCACCUUCAAUCGCUAGAAAGAUUUCCAGAGAAAAUCUGAAUAUAUACCCUAAUCCUUCCUUGCUCGCAUCUACCAAUGACCGCUCUGGAUCCGCUUCUUCACUCCUUCACCCUCCUUCACCGACCCCUCGAUCAAGCAAACGACGAAGUUUCCUACCUAUAGAUAUUAAUGGACCUGGCUCGUUGAAUAUACCCAUUCCCGAUAACUCUCGUUUCGUUCCAGCGGUCACUGCUACCAACGGCGAGGGCCUAGAUCACAAUGACCAUGUGUCAGAAGACAACAGGGAGCCAACUCCCAGCCAGUACAUGUACACCAUUGAUCACGACGAUUACCUCAGAAAAGAAGAAGAGCGUGCGAGAGAAAGCUACACUCGUGCUCUACGAAGCGUUAUGGCAUAUUUAAAAGACAUGAACGACCUGGGUCUUUCUCAAAGCGGAGGUGCUUCUGCUCCUGAAGGCCCACGUUCAAGAAGGCCUACGAUGGCUAUAGAUGUCCCAGGGUCUCGAGAAAACUCCAUGGCGUUGAGUGGCUCGACGGCAGUGUCGAAUUCAGAGGCCCUCAGAACCCUCAGUGUUGCUACAACCGACAGUACAGGAUCCAAUGAAGAGAGGAAAAUAAAAGAUGAUAAGGCAAAGAGGGCAAUGGUUGCCAAAGAAAUUCUGACAACUGAGCGAACCUAUGUCAAGGGACUACAAGAAUUGAUGGACAUAUACAUCAAACCUGCUUGUGCAAACGUCACCGUCCUCAGUGGCGUUGGAUCGAGUAAAGAAACUGUUGUACCUGCUCCAGAGCGGAAGAUUGUAUUUGGUGCAGUUGACGCGUUAAUUUCUUUUCACAAGGAGAGCUUCUUGCCUUCAUUGGAGAAGGCUGUAGCACCUCUCAUGAAACCAUCCUCAAGUAAAGAAGACCUAGACGGACAACUAUCGUUAGCCGUCGCGACAUCAGUCGGUGAUAUGUUCUGGAAGUAUGCCGCAUUCAUGAGAAUGUAUUCCACGUACAUAAACAACUUCGAUAGUGCCGUCCAACGGGUGAAGCAUUGGUCGACUUCUUCCUCGCCCUCAAAUACAACCUUGUCACCUUCAUCAAGUACUUCUCAAUUGGCUACCAUGGGGUUAGCAAUGUCGGCCAUGUCAAAUCCCAACGCGGUUGCAGAUGGUGCAGUAAAUGCAGGCGCGCCCAAUCUUUCCAGUGGCCAGCGGAAACGAAUACGUCAAUACCUAAAACGAUGUCGACUAAACCCUCAACACUCUCAACUCAAUCUCGAGGGAUAUCUGUUGUUGCCUAUUCAGCGGAUACCAAGAUAUCGUUUAUUGCUUGAAGAACUUCGACGGAGCACCCCACUACCAUACGACUAUAUGGAAGACCAACUGGACCGUGCUCUGAACGAAAUAUCUUCGUUAGCGAAUAACAUGAAUGAAGGCAAGCGGGAAGCUGAGGCGCGGCGUAAACUCGUCACUUGGCAGACCCGAAUCAGAGGGAAAUUCCCUAGUCCGCUAGUUCAACCACAUAGACGUCUGAUUAUGGACGGCCCUCUGAUGCUCACGAGAGUCGUGCGGAAAGCCAUCGUCACCUUUGAAGCAAUUAAUGCUCAAGGUGACGCAGCCACUGUCGAUGUUGAUUGUCUAGCUCCAGAGUUAACACCCAGGGCGCUCCUUGGGAUUCUUUGUAAUGAUCUCUUGGUUUUAUGUAGAGAUCCAUCUGAAGGGCGAGAUAUCAACUCUCCAGUAGAUCUCUGGGCUGUUCUUCGGAUGCAGACUUUGCCUCAACCAGCCAGUAUUGUCCAUGGAAACGCCCUUCGCUUAGUAGAUAACAAAGCUAUCCUAUAUUUCGAUGCUCCGUCUGCAUCUGAUGCUUUGAAUUGGUAUCGAGCAAUCAAUUUACAUAUCCCGGCUUCAAAGACAUAG